AGAUUAUUGACCUGCCGAGCAGAUUCAUUGAAUCGGGGGAGCCGUGUUCACCCUGUUCUUUAUACUUUUGAACUCUCACUUCUAAAAUGCUCACGCAUUUUGUGGUUCUCUUCUCAGUCAUUUUGUGUAAACCGGGCCCGUUGAACAAAUUUUUUUUUAUCUACCUUGCAUACUACUUUUUUGGAUAUUGGUUCUUCCUAUUUUAUGUAGUAUCAAACUGUCCGAGAGGUUGAUUACAAGCAACAUGUUCAAAAUUAAACUCUUACGAGGCUUACUUUACGAUAUUGAGCCUAACUUUAUUGAAAAGUGACUCUACGGAACAGAGGUAAAUUUUGUCAAUUUGUUUUAGUCAGAUCUCUCAAAUUUCUUUGAGACCCUAUAGCCAAGCAGCCACUUUGAAACUUAACUAAUUUCGAACUGCUUGCCAGCAGUUCUCUAUUUCCAGAGCGUCUGGAAAAGCAAUUGCGAUCCAAUUGUACGCAAUACCCUGUCGAAUAAUGUACCGUUCGUAGAUGUUGAAUAAAGGUCGCGUUAUGCUCGUAAGUACUUAAAGAAAAAGAACAGUUAAAAAAUAGAAACACAAAAAGGACGUACGUAUUACAUACCAUUGAUUCUACUUAACAUAUUAAGUUACUUGGUUAUAAGUAUUGCAUACAUAUUACAUAUAAGAAAAUACAGACCUUGGUAGAAAUUGAAUUUGAAUUUGGGAAUUUAUUAAUUUAUUGGGAAAUUUAUUACUUAUUGUAUGUCAUUGCAUGUAGUGUAUUCUGUUCAUUUUUCACACAUCUGAUUUCACAUUAUAAAUUACUUGGUUAAAGGCAUUAUUUUUGGUCCAAUUUUAGUUUCAUUUUUAUCUUGAUAUAUUUAUUUUCACCAAUUAAGUGGGUUUACGUUUAUGCAAUACGUAUUUUAAGUACUUACCCAUUAGUUGAUAAAUUCCACACAUAAGCAUUUCUAUCAGGGCACAUGCAUUCAUUAUGUUGACUUUGCUUGGGAGAAAUACAUCGGAUUAUCGUCUUGGCUGCUCUGCCUAAGUUUGCAGAGUCGAAUUUGUCCAAUAUCCCAAGACCCAACGUGUGUCAAACAAACCUGUUUCGUGCGUUUUUUGGUGAGUAGACCAACCUCGUAACAGAAAAGAUUAUAACAUGACAGAGAUAAUCAGUAUACAACUUUUCCUUGCACAUCCAUUGAGCCUGGAGAAAAAGAGAGAGAAUAUGAGGCUAAAAAAUUCUGUGAGUAUGAGUGUUUGAAGAAAGAGAGAGAUAUAUCUUUUUUUUUAUUUUGCUCGCAGAAGCGUGUGAGAAGAAAGCACUGUCUGUAAGUAAGCUAUCGUGAAUUGCCAAAAAUUGUCUAACUUCAUUUGGGUUAUCCAGCUUGAGAGGACAUUUUGCCGAUUAUAUAGAUUACUAUAUAGUACUUUACUAUUAUUCCCUUAACAAAACUAGUCAAAUUAAUGAAGUUUUUAUACAAAUAAUCAUUCAAUCAAUUGUACAUUAAUGUAUAACGAUUUUCAAUAUUAUAUCUUAAAUCUAGAAAAUAUCAAUCCUGCAAAAAUAACUUUAUUGAUUGAAUUUUUUCAAAGUUCUUGAAAUACAAAUUUUAAUAUAUUGGAAAGCCCAAGUUAAGAUAACUUUAAGGUGGAAAUAUUUGUGUCUUGUGAAUAUGUAUUAUAUUAAAAGUUUAAUAGGAUUUUUCUAUAUUCAAUGCUUUACUUACAAUUUCACCAUACAGCAGUAUUUCAAAUUUGCAAUUAAUUCCAAAAACUGAAUCAAACUCAAAUUUGCAUGGCCCGUGUAACACUAUUCAACAAAAUUUGGUAGAGCUACAAAAACAAACUAAUUAAUUCUUUACUCUUCUCUCUCUUUUUUUUAAUUUUUUUAUUUCUACAUUUUCUACUCGUCAUUAUAUUUCGUGAUUGUGAAAAUAAAAAAAAGAAACUUUGGCAAUUUGCGAAAAAAUUAAACGUCAAAGUAGACAAGCACACAAAAAGGGAAUAUGGCUCGAUGGAAUAAACAGCAGAGGUGUGUCUCAUCAUUACCGUAGAAGCGAUCAUUACAGACUAAAUUAAUGCCGAACUAAAUCUUUUUUUUUAAAUGUUACUGUAAGGUCUGGCAUAGUUAAAUUAACUAAAUAUGUAAAAGGUUGUGUGCUGAUUGUAGCAUCGUUGUUCAACGCAAUGUCGGGCGAAGAGGUGUUGCCAGUCUGUAAGUGAAAUCAACAAAAUAUCUAUCUAUAGAACGUUUAUUAUUGUACUUUUAUUUUAAUUUUACUGUUACAUAAUAUUAUGAUACUUUCUGUAUCUACAUUACACGAAACUUGACGAGUUCUCUCUUCAAUAAAAACAGUGAAACAGAACAUAGGAUUAAACAAAUUUUUCUGUACUCUAUCAAUGACAGAAACACAGAAUUUUUUUUACGACAUUAGCCGAAAGCUCCUAUUUCUGUAGGUGCAAUCUCAAUGUAUACUUAAGUCCAACCGGUACCAGAGCAACCGCAGCCUUUGAGCUCUACGUAGACAUAGUUAAUCUGUGUGGAAGACUUAAGCCGAAGACACAUGGCCUUUGUAAGUCUGAAUAUAAAAAGAAACUUAUAUUAAACGGAAACCAAAAAAUAGUAUUAAAAACAGGAAUACUAAGAUGACCAUAAAAUGCUAGUUAAUAACGUACGAAUAAGGGUUUUUUUAUCCAAAACAUCAUACAUUAAGUCUUUCAAGUUCAAAAGAGUACUAUUCAUAUAUUUCAAUAACAUUGAUCAUUCAAGCAACCUUGAAUAAUACUUCAUUUGCACUUGAGAAGGCUGCAUUAAAAGCGAAUAAUUUAAAAAUUUAAAAUGAAACUCGAAAAGCGUAGAACCCAUUUAAUUCAUGAAUGAUUGCAAAAAAUGUUAUUUGUGGGUGGGUGUAUGCAACAAUUUAUCCAACUGGACAUAAAAAAGCAAAGAGGAUUACAUAGACGAAUAUAACGCGUUCGAGAUCUGCGGGUCGAUCUCAUCUAGAACUUUUCCGUCGAUCACUCUUAAUAAAUAAUGAAUAUUUGUAAAUCGCAGCGCAUGGACCUGGGAGAAUGCCCCCAGAUUCACGACUUGGCCCUGCGGGCUGACUUUGAGGCUGCACAGAAGAAGAAGGAUCACUUCUAUGACAUUGAUGCAAUGGAGCACCUGCAGAGCUUCAUAGCAGACUGUGACCGCCGUACAGAGCAGGCCAAGCAGCGUCUAGCAGAGACACAGGAGGAGCUAAGUGCCGAGGUGGCUGCCAAGGCAAAUAACGUGCACGUGUUGGCUGAGGAGAUAGGAAAGAAACUGGCCAAAGCCGAGCAGCUGGGCGAGGAGGGUUUCGUGGAGGAGUCGAUGAAGCUCAUGGGUGAAAUCGACGAGCUGCGCAAGAAGAAGAACGAGGCCGAGCAGGAGUACCGCAACAGCAUGCCCGCAUCCUCGUACCAACAGCAAAAGCUCCGUGUCUGCGAAGUCUGCAGCGCCUACCUGGGUAUUCACGAUAACGACCGUCGUCUGGCCGAUCAUUUCGGCGGAAAACUGCAUCUGGGCUUCAUCAAGAUUCGUGAAAAGCUUGCUGAUUUGGCCAAGACAGUCGAGGAUCGCAGGAAGGAGCGCCGUGACGUGAUGAUGGAAAGAGACAGGGGUGGAAGCAGGCAGAGAAGCAGGAGCAGAGAAAGGGAAAGGAGCAGAAGUAGAGACAGGGCUAGGGGUUACAGAGACAGGCCCAGAGAUAGAGAAAGGGAAAGAGAUAGGGAUAGGGAGAGGGAAAGGGAUAGGGACAGGGAAAGGGAGCGCAGGGACAGAGAUAGAAGGAGGUCCAGAUCCAGAAGCCGCAGCCGAGGAAAGAGAUCGAGACGUUCGCGCAGUGGCAGUCGCGGCAGAAGGUCUCGCUCGCGUCGCAGUGGCUCCACUGACCGCAAGAGAUAAAGGACGACGUCCUUGGCUUGUAUCAUCGGCUAUUACAAAAAAAAAAUACGUCAAGAAAAUUUUAACUUCAAGCAAGAGGCACACGAACGAGAAUAAGGAUAGAAGAGAACACCAUUUUUGAUUGUAAAUUUUAAUAACGCCCUUAUUGUGUCUUCAUACAUGUGUCGAUAUAACAGAAUUCCUUUUUCGGUCAUUAACAAAUAGCGAAUAGAUGGCGGCUAUCAGAGAAUUUCUUUUUUUCAGCUCUUGAUUUCUGCAACAACCUCACACAGAUACUGAAACGCGUAUGUAAGUCAUACAUUAUGCCUAUACCUAAUAUUAAUUAAAGAGAUUAUCUCUUUUUUAUUGAUUGAUUAUUAUUGAAAUUGAAAUGUUCACGUGUACAUAAGAACGUAGUUGAUUUUUCUCUAUUUGGAAGAGUUCUUGCAUAUUUAUAAUAACUAGUUACUUUUAAACUUAAGGAUUGUAUAACGAUUGUAGAGGAAUGAGAAAUAAAUAAAGACACGUUUCAAAAUCA
Molecule: messenger RNA, 4434 nt
Organism: Nasonia vitripennis (jewel wasp)
Lineage: Eukaryota; Metazoa; Arthropoda; Insecta; Hymenoptera; Pteromalidae
Product: putative RNA-binding protein Luc7-like 2
Exons: 4
Coding region: 3024-3917 (297 amino acids)
Biological process (GO): mRNA splice site recognition
Cellular component (GO): U2-type prespliceosome; U1 snRNP
Molecular function (GO): mRNA binding
Source: RefSeq, a predicted model, not a curated record